CCGGCUUCCACGUUUGCCACGUUCCAGAGGACCAAAGCAGACUAAAAAGCCACAUGCCUCUCCGGCUUUGCAGCCGCUGCGCAGCGCCUGACUUGCUUCGACCUGCGGAUGGCUGGGGAGCGUAGGCGGCCCCGCCCCCGGGAGUCGCAAGCUGGGCGCACGCGAUUCUCGCCUUGCAGCCACACGCUGGUGCAAGUCUUCCGAGGCGCGGCGAGCGCGGUGAAGGCGGAGGCGUUGCUGCAGGAGUCGCGGAUCUCCGGUGUCCCUAGUGCACUCAGCAAGGCCCCGGUCCUCUGCAGUCCUCUCGAGAAGCUCGCGAUGGCCCCGCGCAAGAACGCCAAGGGCGGCGGCGGCCACAGCAGUAGCAGCAGCAGCGGCAGCGGCUCGGGCAGCGGUAGCCCGAGCACGGGUAGCAGCGGGAGCAGCAGCAGCCCCGGGGCUCGGAGAGAAGCAAAGCAUGGAGGACACAAGAAUGGGCGGAGAGGAGGGAUUUCCGGAGGCUCCUUCUUCACGUGGUUCAUGGUCAUCGCGUUGCUGGGUGUCUGGACGUCUGUGGCCAUCGUGUGGUUUGACCUGGUGGAUUAUGAGGAAGUUCUAGCCAAAGCAAAGGACUUCCGUUAUAACUUAUCAGAGGUACUUCAAGGAAAACUAGGAGUCUAUGAUGCAGACGGUGAUGGAGACUUUGAUGUGGAUGAUGCAAAAGUUUUAUUAGGCCUGACCAAAGAUGGCAGUAAUGAAAAUAUUGAUUCUCUUGAGGAAGUCCUUAAUAUUUUAGCCGAGGAAAGUUCAGAUUGGUUUUAUGGUUUCCUCUCAUUUCUCUAUGAUAUAAUGACUCCUUUUGAAAUGCUAGAAGAAGAAGAAGAGGAAAGCGACGCUACAGAUGGUGUUGAUGAAGAACCUGGUGGGUUAGCCAAGAGGAAAACUAAGGCUAAAGGACUUAAAGAAAGAUCCACUUCAGAGAAGACAUUCCCACCGGAGGAGGCCAAGCCACCGGCUGAGCUGGAGGAGCAGGCUCCCGAGGGGGCAGAAGUCCAGAAUGCUGAAGAUGAAGUAAAAGAACAAAUUCAGUCUCUUCUCCAGGAAUCAGUACACACAGAAUAUGACCCACAGCUGGAAGCAGAGGGGCCAGCAGGAGAACGACAGCCAGAGGUUGAGGACUUCCUCACAGUGACUGACGGAGAUGACAGAUUUGAGGCCAUGGAAUCUGGGGCAGUUCAUGAAGAAACUGAGGAUAGUUACCAUAUGGAAGAGAUGGCAUCCCAGGACCAUCCAAACGAUGUAGAAGAGAUGAUGCAUGAGCAAGAACGCUCAGAUCCUAGCGAAACAGCAAGAGACAUUGAUGAGCCGCAGCAGGGUGCAGAGGAAGCAACACACCAAGACUAUGCUGAACCAGUAUAUGAACAUUCAGAAAACGAAGGGAUAGAGAUUUCAGAUAAUACCAUAGAAGAUUCCAGCAUAAUUUCAGAAGAAAUAAAUGUCCCCUCCGUGGAAGAACAGCAAGACACACCACCAGUUAAGAAAAAGAAGCCUAAACUUCUGAACAAAUUCGAUAAAACAAUUAAGGCUGAACUUGAUGCUGCAGAAAGGCUCCGGAAAAGGGGUAAAAUUGAGGAAGCAAUGAAUGCGUUUGAAGAACUGGUUCGCAAGUACCCUCAGAGUCCACGAGCGAGAUACGGCAAAGCACAGUGUGAAGAUGACUUGGCAGAGAAGAGGAGGAGCAAUGAAGUUCUGCGCAGGGCCAUCGAGACCUACCAGGAGGCCGCCAGCCUGCCCGACGCCCCCACAGACCUGGUGAAGCUGAGCUUGAAGCGACGCUCAGAAAGACAGCAGUUUCUAGGUCACAUGAGAGGUUCCCUGCUUACCCUGCAGAGACUAGUUCAGCUGUUUCCUGGUGAUACUACAUUAAAAAACGACCUUGGCGUGGGAUACCUCUUGAUGGGAGACAAUGACAGCGCCAAGAAGGUUUAUGAAGAGGUUCUGAAUGUGACACCCAAUGAUGGCUUUGCUAAAGUGCACUACGGCUUCAUCCUGAAGGCACAGAACAAGAUAGCUGAGAGUAUUCCCUACCUAAAGGAAGGAAUCGAAUCCGGGGAUCCUGGCACAGACGAUGGCCGGUUUUAUUUCCACUUGGGAGAUGCCAUGCAGAGGGUCGGGAACAAAGAGGCGUAUAAGUGGUAUGAGCUUGGGCACCAGAGAGGACACUUCGCCUCUGUCUGGCAGCGCUCCCUCUACAAUGUGAAUGGCCUAAAGGCUCAGCCGUGGUGGACGCCCAGGGAGACUGGCUACACGGAGCUGGUGAAGUCUUUAGAGAGAAACUGGAAGUUAAUCCGUGAUGAAGGCCUCAUGGUGAUGGAUAAAGCCAAGGGUCUCUUCCUGCCUGAGGAUGAAAACCUUCGGGAGAAGGGGGACUGGAGCCAGUUCACACUGUGGCAGCAAGGAAGGAAAAAUGAGAAUGCCUGUAAAGGAGCCCCUAAGACCUGUGCUUUACUAGAAAAGUUCUCCGAGACAACAGGAUGCAGGAGAGGACAGAUCAAAUAUUCCAUCAUGCACCCUGGAACUCAUGUGUGGCCACACACAGGACCCACAAACUGCAGGCUCCGCAUGCAUCUAGGGUUGGUGAUUCCCAAGGAAGGCUGCAAGAUCCGGUGUGCCAAUGAGACCAGGGCAUGGGAAGAAGGCAAGGUGCUCAUCUUUGAUGACUCUUUUGAGCAUGAGGUGUGGCAGGAUGCCUCAUCGUUCCGGCUGAUCUUCAUCGUGGAUGUGUGGCACCCCGAGCUGACCCCUCAGCAGAGACGCAGCCUUCCUGCCAUUUAGAAGAAAUUGACAUGGCCUUGGGUGCUCAGCUUGAGGCUGCCUUUCCACUUCUUCUGGAGUGUGGACGUAGAAAUUUCAAGUGCCAAGACUCUUCAUCCCUUUGCCUUGCAGCUAAAGACCUCUAGGGUUCCUUCUGGAUGGGAAAUCCCUGGAAGGAGUAUUUGCCAUACUGAAAUUCAUUUAGGAGGCCCCUGGCUUCACAUUAUUCCUGACAGCACAGAACUUCUGCCUGGACUGAAGGGGAAUGCUUGGCUGUAUCUACAUUGCUAGCCAGAGAUAUUUUUCUACACAGAACCAUGUCUACAUCAAUGUACACUGAGGAUAUACUAUAUGUAGAAACUGUGAAUGAAUCACGUUAGUUUGUCAUUUUUCUAUGCAGUUAUAUUUUUCUAGGUAGCUACACUAUUCUGUCACCAUGUUUUUGUUGAUAAGUAUAAAUGCUUUACUUCUGACUGUUAAAUAGUAAUUUUCCUGCUAAAUUAAGACAUAUUCCUUUUAGGGAAAAAAAAAACCACUUGUGAAGAAGGCAACUUUAUUUUCCUAACAUAAAUGGGAAGUUCCUCCAGGAUGUAUAAACUGUGCCAACCCUUGCCCUUGGGUCCACCUGGGAACUUCAUUUAGACUCAGUGUCUUCCCCUUUCUCUGUGCUAAUAAUAGAAAUGGUAUCAUGUUCUUAUUUCUAGGAACAAUACUUUUUUUUACACCGAGCAGAGCCAUGGAAACAUUUCAUGUUGUAAUAAGAAUAUACCACAGAUAGGGGGCUCAGAGAGAAGAAGUAACAUGGAGGUGAAAGUUCCCACUCAGGGUCAGGUGGCCAGGUAGCCUGGGCAGGCUCUUUACCUUCUGUGCACAGGGCCUGGAACCUGCGGUGUCUGCCUGCUGUCGAUCCGCUUGAGUGCCAAGAAGAUGGCUGCUUGGUUUCUGAGAGGCUCCUCACAGUUUUAUCAAUGGAGGAAGAAUAGCAUAGGAAGUCCCGAGGAAUGCUUGCAUUCUUCCCUGGGUGUAGGUGCUCCAGCUUGUUUGAUUCUGAAUUUGCAGACCUUUUCCAUCUUCUGCACUCAAAAAACAUCUGCCAGCGAAUCGUUAUUUUAAAAUAGCAUUUCCCAUGUAUGUUUGAUCUGAGUACUACCCAUGGCAUAGGAAGAGCAGUAAAUAGUGUUCCCAUGUGUGUUUGAUCUGAGUACUACCCCAAUGCAUAGGAAGAGCAGUACAUAGUGUUCCCAUGUGUGUUUGACUUGAGUACUACCCAUGGCAUAGGAAGAGCAGUAAAUAGUGUUUCCAUGUGUACUACCCGUGGCAUAGGAAGAGCAAUAGAAAGUCAUCUUGCUCCUCAUUGCAAAGACGGUCAGUUCAUUAGUAAAGCAUCACUGCAUUUGAUUUUCUGUUUUGAAUAAAGCUAAUUCAGGCUCUGGAAUGUAAUGACAUUCAUGCACUGAUCUCCAAGCCAGUUGAUCAACAAUGCUGCAGAAAUGACACAGAUUCCAGCUGUACAGGCAGAUAAGACAUAGAUGCACUUUUUUCAUCUAAUGUCAAAAGGAGCAGCUUUCUGGACCUCAUUUAAAGAGAAAUUCUUUGACCUUGAAAUUGAUCCUUUUUCUUUUAGCUUAAGGAUAUUAGCUUUUAGUAGAAAGUUUACAAAAUAUGUGUCCAUUCUUAAAAUAGGUACUUUUUCCUUCUUUUGCCAGUGUUCAAAAAUUCCUCUAAAACAGAUGGCAAAGGCAUGGGAGCAAAAUACCAAAUCAUUACCAAAUUCCAGAAAAGAAAACAAACUCUUAGAGAACAAAAAGAUAUUUGUGUUCUUCAGUAUUUAUUAAAUGGCAGAACUUACUGGCAAAAGGCAAUACAAUCCAGUGUUCAUGGAGUAACACUCGGUCGCCUAUUGGAUUUAGUUCUCUUACAUAUUACAUACACAUAACAAAAUGCAAACCAUAUGUUCUCCUUGUUAAACCAUCACCUUACAUUCAUGUAAUAAAAUGGUGGAAAUGAGAGGAAAUUAGCAAUUGAUAGGAAAUACAACAAGGUUUUUAAAAUAUGGUCAUUACAGUAGGAUUCUAAAUAUUGCCAUGUGAAAAGCCAGAAGAACCAUUAUUGUUACAAGAGUUGGCAGUUGUUGACUCCAACAGCAUUUUGAGUACUUGGAUCCUACAUUUGUUUUAUAAACCCAAGCAAUAAAAGAUUUUCUAAUUGA
Molecule: messenger RNA, 5002 nt
Organism: Peromyscus maniculatus bairdii (prairie deer mouse)
Lineage: Eukaryota; Metazoa; Chordata; Mammalia; Rodentia; Cricetidae
Gene: Asph
Product: aspartate beta-hydroxylase
Biological process (GO): peptidyl-aspartic acid hydroxylation
Cellular component (GO): endoplasmic reticulum; membrane
Molecular function (GO): protein binding; peptidyl-aspartic acid 3-dioxygenase activity
Source: RefSeq, a predicted model, not a curated record